CGUCAUUUUUAGUGACACUUUUGAAAAAGCAUCUGAAACGAGGGCGAACAGGUUUGGAGAUGCUUUGUGAUGUAUUAUAGAGUUGUGGGAGAUACAAAAUGUCAGCUGGUCCUACUGUCCUCCUUUCUGAUGGGAAAUGUAAAGAGCGAUGUAAUAGUGAACGAAAUGGCGGAAGCUAUGAUCCUGUGAGGUGGAGUGAAUAUUUUAACAUACGGGAUGAUAUAGAACUCGAAGGGGGUACAUUUAGAAUCUAUCGUCGAGGUGUCGAAGGGCCUCUCCUCUUCUUCUUACAUGGUGGUGGUUUCUCAGCUUUAACAUGGGCGGUCCUAAGUACUCUUAUUACUGAUCAAGUUAAGUGUCAAUGUUUGGCAGUGGAUAUGAGGGGCCACGGUGAUACAAAGUGCCUCAAUGAUGAUGACCUAUCUAUCGACACUCUCUCAAAGGAUAUAAUAAAAAUAAUAUUUGCUAUGUAUCCAAUGGAGGCUCCGCCAAUUAUCCUUGUGGGCCACAGUAUGGGUGGAGCUGUAGCAGUACAUGUGGCAUGCAAGCGAACUAUCCCUUCUUUGGCUGGUCUUGUUGUUAUUGAUGUGGUUGAAGGAUCUGCUUUGAGCUCAUUACGUGGCAUGACAGCUUUCUUACGUGGUCGUCCUCAAAGUUUUCUUUCUUUACCUCAAGCAAUUGAGUGGAGCGUUCGCAGUUCGCAAAUACGUAAUGUAAAUUCAGCUCGUGUGUCUUUCCCUGGUCAGUUAAAGCGUAUCACAAGUGGUCAGACUGCAACAAGCGAACUAGAUUCAGGGAUCGCAGUUCUUUCUAAAACUGUUCCGUCUAUUCCUUCUGUAACUUCAACGCUGGAUGGUAGAGUCUCUUCUGUAAGUCGAUUAUCAAGUCAGCCAUUGGUUGAAGAUUCAGAAAUAGAUAACUCUAGAAGUUCAGAAAUCAAUUCUGAAAAUAAUUUAGAAGUUGAUCAAAAUUCAACAAGUUGAGAAUAAAUUUGGUGCUAUUGUGGUUGUGGGCGUGUUGAGUUGACUUCGGUUGUCGUUUUUUGCUCAUUGUGUAUAGCUCUCUUAUUGCUUCCUAGCUGUCAUAAUGAUGCUGACAGUUUACAAUACAAUACAGAAAAUGUAUCGGUGGAUUCAUCUAAAUUUUCCAGUCAGUCUAUUGGAGAAUCUAUUCAUUCAAUAAGUGGUAGUACACUUCCUUCUUUUACUGACUCUUCUACUAUUUCAAAACAUUCUGGUUUGGUAACAUGUCAGUCGGAUCGUCCACAGUAUACUUGGCGAAUAGAUUUAAUUAAAACACAACCAUUUUGGCAAGGAUGGUUUUCUGGUUUGUCUAAACUAUUUUUAUCAAUACCUGAACCAAAAUUACUUCUGUUAGCUGAUGCUGAUCGAUUGGAUAAAGAUUUAACCAUUGGACAAAUGCAAGGUAAAUUUCAGGUUCAACUGUUCCCUCGUGCUGGUCAUGCCGUUCAAGAGGAUACUCCAGAUAGAGUUGCGGAAUGCCUGGCUAGAUUUCUAGUACGCAACCGAUUCACUGAAGCUCGUUCAGAUUUGUGAACAAUUAGUUAUCAUAUCAAGGUUAUUGCGGAAUUCCACUAUUCAGUUUUCAUAUAUCGUCGAAUACACUUUCUUCAUGACUGGACGGUCGCUAAUUAGACUUAGUUUGUGUAUUUGUGUAUGUGUAUACAUAAAGCUUUAAUCAUAGUAUUUGUAUAAUUUCUUUUAUAGAAUCCUAUAUUACCUUCUCUCUCUCUCCCUCUUUGUAGUGUGACUAUUCAAAUUCAGUUUGUUUAUUUUCGGAAAUUACUCAAAAUGACACUGCAAAAUUUCAUGCCAAAAUUAAUUGAUUAAACAAGAAAAUAGAUAAUUAGUGCUCAUUGUUCUUUUUUUCUUGUUUACUUCUUCCCAUUAUUAGUAUCUGUUUGUGUAUAUCUACUUAUGUAUGGCGUAUAUAUAAACUUUAAUAAUGUUUUAAUGUGUGUGCACGGGUUUCAUUGUACUUCUGCUAUCAAAUUUUUUUAAACUUCAAAAAUGCAAUUGAUUAUUUUUAUUUGUUUAUGGAUAACUUCUGUUUUCUCAUUUUUCAUUUGACAUGAUGAUUCUUGUAGAUUUUCGAAAAGUGUCAUUAUGACUAACUCUUCGUUCAUUCAUGUAUAGGUGUGUAGCUUCUUCUUUCCUGUUUUUUUUCGAAAAAAAUGAAACACUCAACUUCAUUUUAUUUCUCUCUUGUUUCGGUUUUGUCUUCUCUAAUAAUUGACCAUUUUGAAGUAACAACAUCAGUGUCAUCGUAGAUUCGUAUUGAAUGUUUUGGUUUUUUCGUUUGUUGAGCGGAGAAACUAUCUUCAUGAAUGUGUACUCUAAGCUGAGGAUAAUUUUGAAUUGCAUAUAAUUAGUUAUUGUUGUUAUCAUAUUUUCUGUACAAAAUUAUCUUUUUUCGGAGUUUUCCUUGAUUUUCGUAAAUUAGAGAUCUUCAAAGGGAAAAGUGUUCAUCAGUUUGUCAUUAACUGUUUUAUUUAUUCACUUACUAUACUUGAAGUUGUUUUUUAAAUCUUGGUUAUUGUUGUCUUGUAGUUCUCUUUUAACAGAGUUGUUUGUGUUAUUUUAAAUGCUGGUGCUAAUAACUUAUAUUGUCAAGUCUAUUAUUUGUUUCUGUGUGGUAAUCAAUCACAUUAACUUUUUCUUUUUGGCUUUUCUUUCUCGUAUAUUUUAUGUUCUUACGUGUAUGUGGUUGUUGAUACGAUUCAGUGCGCUUAUCUACUUUUUUUUCGAGGUUUUUACCAGUGUUAUUAUUUCUGUCUCCCUUCUGCUCUUAUCUUUUCGAUUCAUGUAUUUUUACAAAGAAUAUUUCUCGCUGACAAUCAAGAUGAAGUGUUAAUAAAACUAUAAAUGCUAGUGAUUAGCAUCUUGUAUUAUUAAAAUCCGUGUUUUUUUUCUUUCUCGUGUUGGUGAUUAACAAAUAAAAUUAUGCGAUUGUUAGUUCAUUUCUGAUAAUCAAUAAUUUCAUAAUGUGUUUGGUUGCUCCUGCUUUUAUUUUUUUUCAUUCGAUUGUUAAAUGCGAGUUAAUGUUAUGCUUUACGAUCACCUACUCUGAUUCCUGAUUAUUAACGAUUAAGAUAUUUUCCUAAUAUAAUACACUGAAUUUAUGUAAACUUGAUAGAUUAGAUAAUUAACAUGCAUAACUCUUCAACAAUAAUCCUCAAUGCAAUAGAAAACAGAGGGAAGUUAGGCAGACAAAAAAGAAGCUUGUUGUUCAAGAAAUCAAGUUUCUAAUGGAAUUAGUCAGCAUAUCGAAUAAUUUGCAAUGAUUUUGGAGCAUAGUAAAUUUAACAGGCUAAACGCAAGAACUGUUGGGGAGACCCAGAAAAUUCCUCGAAAAUAGCCCACAUGUGUCCUGAAAACGCUGGGAAACAUUUUAUUCAAUCAGCAUUUAUUAGAAGCUUCUCAGAAACAUCUAGAAAAUUAAGAGUCACGUGUUACAUUUCUGAUUAGAUUAUUGUUUACCCUGCUACUAUGUUUAGUAGGGUUCUAGAACUUUCCAGAAGUCCAAGACAAUCUGAUAUGUUAUAAAUACACUCGAUUUUCUGUACAUAAGCUAACAUCGGAGUAAAGCGUUCUUCCCGUAUUACGCGCCUUUUCUCCCGUGUUCAAGUUGUAGUGUGGAGUUAGCCUGGAAUUAUUAGAAGAGCUUGGAAAACCGAUUCAAACGUUCAGUCAGAAGAUUUAUCAAGAACAACCUAUCAAAUAACAACAAAGGUGUUCGCGAAAAUAUCGAAUGGAAAAAUGUCAUCAUAAUUGCUUUUAUCUGUAGGAGC
This is a messenger RNA of Schistosoma haematobium, 3811 nucleotides long. Its product is annotated as Protein phosphatase methylesterase 1, variant 2. Bases 99 to 983 code for a protein of 294 amino acids. The transcript is spliced from 13 exons. Gene Ontology annotation, molecular function: protein methylesterase activity. Gene Ontology annotation, biological process: protein demethylation. The record is from RefSeq and is a predicted model, not a curated record. Lineage: Eukaryota; Metazoa; Platyhelminthes; Trematoda; Strigeidida; Schistosomatidae.